This is a messenger RNA of Ochotona curzoniae (black-lipped pika), 4369 nucleotides long. It is a transcript of the gene ELMOD2, whose product is annotated as ELMO domain containing 2. Gene Ontology annotation, cellular component: membrane. The record is from RefSeq and is a predicted model, not a curated record. NCBI's taxonomy places the organism in Eukaryota, Metazoa, Chordata, Mammalia, Lagomorpha, Ochotonidae. Bases 137 to 1018 code for a protein of 293 amino acids. The transcript has 9 exons. Gene Ontology annotation, molecular function: GTPase activator activity.
CCCCGACUUCCGGGUCGCGUUGCGUGCAGGAGCGCUCGGCGAGCAGCGUCGUUUCCGUGGCCGGCUGUUUGCAGUUGGGGAAACCGAGGCAGCUGCAGCUCCCCCUCCCUUAGUUCCUCCGCUGCUGUGAGGAAAAAUGUUUAUUUCUCUGUGGGAAUUCUUCUAUGGCCACUUUUUUCGAUUUUGGAUGAAAUGGCUGCUACGACAGAUGACUGGGAAGUGUGAGUUGCAGCGAAUUUUUGACACCUAUGUAGGUGCACAAAGGACGCACAGAAUAGAAAAUUCCCUGACAUACUCCAAGAAUAAGGUUUUGCAGGAAGCGACACGUGCUGUUGAGAGUGAGGUGGACAAAUGUGUGGACGACAUAAUGAAGGAGAAGAAUAUUAACCCUGAGAAGGAUGUCAGUUUUAAAAUAUGCAUGAAGACAUGCUUAUUGCAGAUAACUGGUUAUAAACAACUCUAUUUGGAUGUGGAAAGUGUGAGAAAAAGGCCAUAUGAUUCUGAGAAUGCACAGCAUGAAAAACUGCUCCUAAAGCUUUGGAACCUGCUGAUGCCCACGAAGAAGCUGAAGGCGAGAAUCUCCAAGCAGUGGGCUGACAUUGGUUUCCAGGGCGACGACCCCAAAACAGACUUCAGAGGCAUGGGGAUCCUUGGCUUAAUCAACCUAGUGUAUUUCAGUGAAAAUUACACCAAUGAAGCUCAUCAGAUUCUUUCCCGUUCAAAUCAUCCAAAAUUAGGGUAUUCUUAUGCAAUAGUUGGCAUCAACCUUACUGAAAUGGCUUAUAGCUUACUGAAGAGUGAAGCUUUGAAGUUUCACCUCUACAACUUUGUCCCCGGGAUACCAACAAUGGAACACUUCCAUCAGUUUUAUUGUUAUCUUGUCUAUGAAUUUGACAAGUUUUGGUUUGAAGAAGAACCAGAAAGCAUUAUGUAUUUCAACCUGUAUAGAGAGAAGUUUCAUGAAAGGAUUAAAGGACUCCUAAUGGAUUGUAAUGUAGCACUUACUUUAAAAAUGUAAAUUACCCAUAGUAUCUUCUAUUUCUACCACAUUUUGCACACACUGACAGAAUUUAUAUGUUGUAAUAGAAAUUAUCUGAUCAACUACACUCUUAUAUAUAAUUUCCUACAAAAAUACUUCAGAAAUUCUAUUUAAGAAAGCUAGUGGACAAUCAGUGUAUGUUUACAAUUGUUUAUACACUGUUCUCCAAAGGUACCUUAUCUUUCCAAAGAUCCCUUCUGUAGGGUCGUGUGGACUACAGUUUGGAGCUUGGGAUUUAGCCCAUUGGUGUAAAAGUACAAAUCAGGUAUUUAUGUUAGAUUGGUUGAUGAAAACGUAUACUAAUCACUUUUUGUUUUUAUAUGUUGUGACUGUCAGGUUGAUAUUGUUUUCAAGGCUUUUUAAAUAAUUUUUUUUUAAAUCUAGAAUUAAUUUUCUUUGUCUUACUUCUGUGUUUAUUAGUAGCAGGAAUUGUGUUUCUGUGUAUUAAUAGCAAGAGUAGUGCAUCUCAAUCACUUGUCCUAAUGUUGCUUCGUUACUAGCAGCAGGAACAUAAAAAUAACGGGAGGAUCAAUAACCAUGGCCUUCCCUUUUGGUUUAUCUGAUUAUUGAGUAUAACAGAAUGAGGAAUGACAGCGUUGGUGACUAGCUUUUGUUUUUAAACAACACACCUUGAAAUACCACAGUGUUAUUUCAUAACUUAAAGCCAUUUUCUUGUCUUCAGUAUUUGCUUUUUAUCAGUUGUAGAAAAAAAACCUUAGUACAUGGUGGAAAGGCUUUUAUGAAGCUCCUCCACUUGUAUUUAUUUAAAAGGGAUGAAUUUGACCGAAAGGAAAAAAAAAAAAAAAACUUCAUUGCAUUUAAGACAGUUUAGCUGUCUUUGAAUCUUAAACAGGAAAGUCUGAAGCUGUUUAAUAAUCUUGGUUAGCAUCACCAGUUUGACCAUUAACUCUUGCUUCUGUCUAUUUUGACUGCAUGGUGUUUGGAAUUGGUGAUGUGGAGUUAUUAGCAGUCUGCAACACUGAAGUAGCUUGAGGACAGUGACUGUCCAUUUUUUAUAGCUUUAUUCUCCUAAAAUCUCAGGAGGGCAGUGAGGGCUGCCAAGGAUGGUACAGUGAGGAGGUUCUAGGUAGAGCAAUUUCUUGAUGUGUUUAGAUGUUUAUACUCACAGCAAAAUUGAGAAGUUAAAGGGCCAGGAAACUUCACUGGAUUAUGCAAGUCCUCCUUAAAUCUUACAGAGACCAGUUAGAAAAAUUCACUGGAAAACAUGUUGAUCAUUAGUACAUUGUUUCAAUGCAGUAUUGCCAAGUGUUUUUUAAAGGACUGGUUUGUAUGUGACCGCAGCAGGACUUGAAACUUUUGAAGCAUUUGCUCAUGUGCAUUGAUAAAUCUCUCUUUAAACCUGUCAGAGAGAAGAAUGAUCAGAAAUAUUCUGUUGAAAGAUAACAGGUGCAGUGUGGUAUAACACAUCCAGUAGAAGUGCAAAUUAUUAUUUUCUCAGUUAAACGAUAUUAUCUUUAAACUUUAAUAGUGAUGUUUUAGCUUUUCAGUAUUACAGAAAUUCAAAAAUUGGUUUCUAAUAGGUGACUUCUCAACCUUAAGAUGGUCUUCAUUUAAUUUGUCAAAAAUGUUCAUGCUUUACUAUCCAGCAAGGGUGUUAAUGAUGUGUAGCAGAAUCCUGACAACAAUCAAGUGGUAGCCAUUAACAUUCACCAUAUUUUGUUGUUAACUUGUACAUGGAAAGCAGUCCUUUCAGUAUUUUUAUUUUUGUGCAGAAGUACUUAACAUUUAUAGUUUGAUUUUUCAGCAGCUGGGAUCUUGGAGUUAUUUAGUCUUGUCAGUUUACUUACUAAAAAAAGAUGUUUAAAGUAUAUAGAAAGGAAAAUUUUCAAAUAAUUUUUCCCUUUCUCGGGAGAAAGAAAAUUAAGAAAAUGUUAUAAAAUUUGUUCGGUGAUACAUUCCUUAAAUCCAUCUGUUUGUACUUCAGAGAUGUUGUCACUUUCACAUAAAAUAAUCAAUAACUAUUUCACAUAGUUCUGUAGCAAACUGAUGUAAAAAGAUGCCAACAGAUUCUAAGGCUUUAUACUUAGAAACCAAGUUAAGUGUCACCAAGUAUAAAUUAGAAUGUAAUAGGAGCCUUCUGACUUAUGUGUAAUAGUGGUAUACAUGGAAAGAAAAAUACCAUUGUGUCUGCUUUCCUAUUUUCCCUUACUUUGAACAUGUGUAUGUUAGAAUUUUUUGUAAUCUUUUAAAAUACAUUUUUAGAAGCUUGUUUCUAUAAUAAUAAAAUGCCACGGUAGUGAUAGAAUGUUAUGGCAUUGAAGUAGCAGGAAAAAUAUAUUCGUUUUAGGUUCAAAAAAAUGAAUCUGUAUUGAAAUGAAUUUUGUACAUACCAGAUUAAGGAGUGUGUGCCAGUAGCAAAAAUAGUCUAAAAAUGUAGCAGUUAAGGUUUAAAUAUGUUCUGAGAGACAAUCUUAAAGAAAUGGGAGAAGUUAGGGGCAUCAAUGAACUUAGACCAAUCUGACUUUGUUCAUAAAUGUGGUGACAUAAUACAGUAUAAAAAUCAGUGUCUUACUGGCACCAUCAGCAAUUUGAAAAAUGAGAUCAUUAUGAUUUUACUUCUAUCUUCUGAACCAUUUGGAUUUGUACAUAUUUUUCCACAUGGAAUUAUAUGUACUACUUAUUCUGAGUCUGGUGCAUGUAAUUGUUUAUGUACUAUUUCUCCCCUUUGAGAAUGUUCUGUGAAAUAGAACUUCAUCGAAGACCUGCCGAAAGGAAACACAUCACAGGAGUGUGAAAGUGGGUGCUCAUUGCUAGAACAGAGAAAAAAUUACAGGUGACUACAGCCUGGAAGGGUGGGGUUUGGCUUGGAGUGGUUGUUGAUUAUCAUUCUUGAGACUGUGACAAGGGACCAGCUGUAUUCUCAGGACAAAUGUUCUACUCCAUUCUUCUGUGAACAAGUGUAGAGAGAUUUUAAUUUCCAUUGUCUUAUUUAAGAACCCCUCUGCACAAGAAAUGUUUGAAAUGAAGCUUAGCAGGAUUGUCCAGACCUGAGGGAAAUCAUGAGUUAAAGUUGUUUUUAAAUGUUUUUUUCCUGUCUUCAGCUGUUGAUAAGAAAAAAAUUACAUGUAAUACAAGUGAAACCCAAGUACUUCCUUACCACUGUAGGAUGAUUCUGGUUCUGGUUGAGUAUUCAAUCCCUGAAGCAGCAUUCCCUGAGGAAAAGGUCCUGGUUGGCAAUUGUAAAUGUGUGAUUUCUGUCUACUUUGGAUAAAGCAAUUGACUUCUUAAGUAAAAGCAAUAGUGUGAAACGUGAUGUCGUUUUAUUUGGAAUGUUAAGUGAGCAAAUAAAAACUGUCUGAAUCACUGUCA